AUGGUUCGGUUCGGACGAGUCGUCGGCGUGGCUGCAGCGGCCGCAGCGGCUGUGGCGCCAGUCUCUGCGCGACCUUCCAGCGACGACAGCCAUGACAGCCAUGACAGCCUUGACAGCAACAGCAGACAGUCGAAAAGGGACGGGGCCGAUACCGUCGGCUGUCCCGACUACACUUCGUACGCCACCAGCCGCGACCACCAGCCUUUUUCGGGCGGCCGCUUCAACUUGCCGUACCAGCGGCCGCCGCCCGAGUGCCGACGAUUCAAGGUGCCGGAGGUAGAGGACACGAUUGACGCAAUGCGCAAGCUUGUGCGCGACCCCGACCUGUUUCGGCUGUUUGAGAACUGCUUUCCCAACACGCUCGACACGGCGAUUGCAUGGCACGGUGUCGGAGCCGACACGACGGACGAGGAGCUGACGUUUGUGACGACGGGCGACAUCAACGCCAUGUGGCUGCGAGACAGUGCGAACCAGCUGCAGUCGUACAGGUCGCUUCUGCGGCCAAAGGGCAAGAAGGGCAAGAAGGACACAAAGGACGACGAGGGACUGUCCACGCUUGCCUCCCUCUUCCGUGGCACAAUCAACCUGCAGGCGCGCUACAUCCAGAACUCGCCGCACUGCAACGCCUUCCGGCCGCCGGUCGAGAGCGGCCUGACCGUGACGGGCGGGUUCGGCGGCGGCGACAUUGUGUACCCGCCCGUGGCGCACGACGUGGUGUUUGAGUGCAAGUACGAGCUCGACUCGCUGGCGGCGUUUUUGCAGCUGUCGUACGACUACUACGCGGCGACCGACGACGGGGCCUUUUUCGGCAAGGUGUACCGUAAGGACGGCGAUGGCGGCGAUGACGGCAAUGACGGCGACGACAGCGAGUUCCGCAGCACGUGGGUGCUUGCCGUGGAGGCCACCAUGGCGACGGCCGAGGAAAUGACCAAAGGCACGUACGGCCCCGACGGGCGGCCGCAGGUCUCGCCGUACCAGUUCCAGCGGCCGACAAGCGUCGCCACGGAGACGCUGCCCAACGGCGGUGCCGGUCCGCCGGUGCAAGGCGGCACGGGCAUGGUGCGCAGCGCGUUCCGGCCGUCGGACGACGCCUGCACGCACCAGCUGUUUGUGCCGGCCAACAUGAUGCUGGCGCGCUAUCUGGCGGCGUGUGCGCCCAUCAUGGCGCAGCUGGGCCGCGGCCGGGCGCCGGCCAAGACGGAUUCGUUGCGGGAAAGCCCCCUGGUGGACGCUGCUGCCGUUGCCGACGACGACUACAGCAACUACCGGCAGGGCCACCGCUCGCGCUACUUCCACGAGCUCGCGCUGCGCAUGACAAAUUUUGCCGCGACCAUUCGCGUCGGCAUUGAGCGCUACGGCCGCGUGGCCCACCCGGUCUACGGCGACGUCUACGCGUACGAAGUCGACGGGUUUGGCUCGCACAACCUGAUGGACGACGCCAACAUUCCGUCCCUGCUUAGCGCCCCCCUCCUGGGCUACGUCGACCGCCACGACCCCGUCUACCGCAACACGCGCCGCCUCGUCCUGAGCCGCGCCAACCCCUACUAUAUGACGGGCCCCGUGCUCAACGGCACGGGCGGGCCCCAUGUGGGCACGGGCAUGGCCUGGCCCAUGAGCUUGGUGGUGCAGAUCAUGACGACCGACGACGACUACGAAAUCGCGGCGGCGCUGCGGCAGCUGGUGUCGUCGACCGACGGCCUGGGCCUGAUGCACGAGUCGGUCAGCAGCCACGACGAGAGCGCCUGGACGCGCCAAUGGUUCUCCUGGGCCAACGGCCUGUUUGGCCAGAUGCUGCUCGACCUGCGGGACCGCAAGCCGCAUCUGCUAGCAACGAGUUUUCAGUAG
Sporothrix schenckii 1099-18 is the source of this 1845-nucleotide messenger RNA. RefSeq lists its product as uncharacterized. The record is from RefSeq and is a predicted model, not a curated record. Bases 1 to 1845 code for a protein of 614 amino acids. Gene Ontology annotation, biological process: carbohydrate metabolic process. Lineage: Eukaryota; Fungi; Ascomycota; Sordariomycetes; Ophiostomatales; Ophiostomataceae. The transcript has a single exon.